Messenger RNA from Lagopus leucura (white-tailed ptarmigan), 2081 nucleotides. Its product is annotated as hemoglobin subunit rho. NCBI's taxonomy places the organism in Eukaryota, Metazoa, Chordata, Aves, Galliformes, Phasianidae. Gene Ontology annotation, cellular component: hemoglobin complex; haptoglobin-hemoglobin complex; blood microparticle. Bases 1584 to 2027 code for a protein of 147 amino acids. Gene Ontology annotation, molecular function: peroxidase activity; organic acid binding; haptoglobin binding. The record is from RefSeq and is a predicted model, not a curated record. Gene Ontology annotation, biological process: hydrogen peroxide catabolic process; oxygen transport. The transcript has 3 exons.
GCGGGAAGGGGCCCCCGGGCCGCGCGUGGGACUGAGGAAUUCCAAAUAAAUGAGCGCAUAAUUCGAUAAAUAGAUAGUACAAUGUAAGAAUUUCUCCUAGGGGGCUGCAGCAAGAAUCUGUAGUGUGAUUGCAUCCAUCAGUGAUCCCAACUGGAUCACAUUCGGAUGGCUGAUGAAUCGUAGAGUGGUUUCAGUUGGAAGGGACGUUUAAAAAGCUUCUGGCCCAAUUCCCCUGCGCUGAGUGAGGACACCCACAGCUGCAUGGGGUGCUCAGAGUGCUGCGUUUGUGCCACUGCUCAGUGUUGUUCCAUGGAGGUCAGUGAACCAGCACUGAUCUGUAAGUGGCACAGGUCAGAGGUCCGAUCAUAGAAUCAUAGAACCAUAGAAUCCUAGAGGCUGGAAGAGACCUCCCACGAUCAUCAAGUCAAUCCAUCCCUGUCAUGCCCAUUAAUACAAUGAUAGAAUCACUUGACUUGGAAGGGGUCCUUAAAGGUCAUCUAGCUCAACAACCCUGCAAUAGAAUCAUUAAGGCUGGAACAGAGCUCUAAGAUCAAAUCCAACCAUCAGCCCAUCACCACCAUGCCCACUGACCAUAUCUCCACUGGAUGAAGCCUUCUAGACUGCCUCUGGAAAGAGCCAAACCCCACAGUCCUGCUGGGGUUCUGCAUGCCUCCCACCCUGGCUUAGUGUGCCUGUGCACAGGAGCACCAAAAACCCAUUUCAAAUGGAGUCUGAGGCCCAGAGCCAAGCAGAAGACUUUGGUGAGGCUCUGAACCAGGACGUGACUGGUCUGGUUGUAGAGUGGCUGAUCCUGCUGGCCUUAUGCGAGGUCUUCUACUUCCCAGAAAAGAGAACACAAGGGAGCUUUAGACUGGACAGAAGGAAAAUAAUGAGGCUGAUGAAGCACUGGUGCAGGUUGCCCAGAGAAGUGGUUGAUGUCCCGUCCCUGGAGACAGCCAAACUCAGGCUGGACAGGGCUCUGAGCACCUGAUGGAGCUGUGGCUGUCCCUGCUCAGCCCUAAGGGCUUCUAAAGAUUCCUUCCAACUCAAAUAACUCUGUGGUGCUACGAUCCUACGCUCCAGAGUUGCAUAGCUGCACCCAGAGACAAGAGCCCUCAGCUUUCCCAGGCAGCUGCUCUGGGCAGAAGGGUGAGGAAAGUGCCCAGGCUCAUUGCCACCUGUCUGAGAAAUACCCCCCAGGUUUAGGGAGCCCAUGAAUGCUGCAGAGGAGACAACAUUUGGGCAUUGCAGGCGCGAAGCCAUGUGAGUGCAUCAUGCAGAGGGGGCUUGGUGCCUUCUGUAGGGGUGCUACAUGAGGGCUGCAGUGGGGACAGCGAGAUAAGGGCUGCUGCGUCCAGAGCCGCCUGCUAAGCUGGUCACUGCUUUUCAUGGAAGACCACGCCUUGUGCACACUGACCAGCCCAGAACAAACCCCCCGGUGUGGACCCCCACCCAUCCCAGCCAAUGACCCCACGGCGCGGGGAGGGGAGGAGCUGUCAGCAGGGGAUAAAACCCCCCGGGGUCUGCAGCUCAGCUCCAAGCUCUGAGUGCUCCCACAGCCGCACGCCAACCCUGCCGCCACCAUGGUGCAUUGGUCCGCCGAGGAGAAGCAGCUCAUCACCAGCAUCUGGGGCAAAGUCAACGUGGAGGAAUGCGGUGCCGAAGCCCUGGCCAGGCUGCUGAUCGUCUACCCCUGGACCCAGAGGUUCUUUGAUAACUUCGGGAACCUCUCCAGCCCCACAGCCAUCAUUGGUAACCCAAAGGUCCGUGCUCAUGGCAAAAAAGUGCUGAGCUCCUUUGGGGAAGCCAUGAAGAACCUGGACAACAUCAAGAACACCUACGCCAAGCUGUCGGAGCUGCACUGCGAGAAGCUGCACGUGGACCCCGAGAACUUCAGGCUCCUGGGGAACAUCCUCAUCAUCGUGCUGGCCGCUCACUUCACCAAGGACUUCACCCCCACCUGCCAGGCUGUCUGGCAGAAGCUGGUCGGCGUGGUGGCCCAUGCCCUGGCCUACAAGUACCACUGAGCUCCCAGAGCAGGACACAGCUGUGAGAGUCAAUAAAAAAGCACAUUGUCUGAA